Elgaria multicarinata webbii is the source of this 3647-nucleotide messenger RNA. RefSeq names its product nuclear respiratory factor 1 (gene NRF1). Gene Ontology annotation, molecular function: DNA-binding transcription factor activity, RNA polymerase II-specific; RNA polymerase II cis-regulatory region sequence-specific DNA binding. The transcript has 11 exons. The record is from RefSeq and is a predicted model, not a curated record. Gene Ontology annotation, cellular component: nucleus. Gene Ontology annotation, biological process: regulation of transcription by RNA polymerase II. The coding region runs from base 98 to 1651 and encodes 517 amino acids. NCBI's taxonomy places the organism in Eukaryota, Metazoa, Chordata, Lepidosauria, Squamata, Anguidae.
CCUCCUCCUCGCCGCCGCCGCCGCGUCUUCUCCCUCAGCUUCCCGGCGGCUCCACGGCGCAGGCCCGCUGCAGCGCAGCCGCUCUGAGUAGCUAUUAAUGGAGGAACACACGGUGACCCAGACGGAACACAUGGCCACCAUCGAGGCCCAUGCGGUGGCCCAGCAGGUCCAGCAGGUCCACGUGGCCACGUACACGGAGCACAGCAUGCUCAGCGCCGAUGAAGACUCGCCCUCUUCUCCUGAGGACACCUCCUAUGAUGACUCCGACAUUCUCAACUCCACGGCUACCGAUGAGGUGACCGCUCAUCUGGCUGCUGCAGGCCCAGUGGGGAUGGCAGCGGCCGCUGCGGUGGCAACAGGUAAAAAAAGGAAGCGGCCCCACGUUUUCGAGUCCAACCCCUCGAUUCGCAAGAGGCAGCAGACACGAUUGUUACGGAAGCUCCGUGCCACGCUGGAUGAAUACACCACCCGCGUUGGACAGCAGGCCAUCGUCCUGUGCAUCUCGCCCUCCAAGCCCAACCCCGUUUUUAAAGUAUUUGGUGCAGCGCCGCUGGAGAACGUGGUGCGCAAGUACAAGAGCAUGAUCCUGGAAGACUUGGAGUCAGCGCUAUUGGAGCAUGCACCUGCGCCACAAGAGGUGAACUCGGAGCUGCCACCUUUAACCAUCGAUGGGAUUCCAGUCUCUGUGGACAAGAUGACCCAGGCGCAGCUGCGGGCAUUCAUCCCUGAAAUGCUGAAAUACUCGACAGGGCGUGGGAAGCCCGGCUGGGGCAAGGAGAGCUGCAAGCCCGUUUGGUGGCCGGAAGACAUUCCGUGGGCCAACGUUCGCAGCGACGUCCGGACAGAGGAGCAGAAGCAGAGGGUGUGUGUUGAAUGCCCUCUUGCUUCUGCAAAGGGCUCUUCCUUGGUAUCUUGGACUCAGGCGCUGAGGACUAUUGUGAAGAACUGCUACAAGCAGCACGGCCGUGAGGACCUGCUCUAUGCGUUUGAAGAUCAGCAAACACAGCCUGCCACAGCCACACACAGUAUAGCACAUCUGGUUCCAUCCCAAACCGUGGUCCAGACCUUCAGUAAUCCUGACGGCACAGUCUCUCUCAUCCAGGUGGGCACAGGAGCCACGGUGGCCACCUUAGCAGAUGCCUCUGAAUUGCCGACCACCGUAACAGUCGCGCAGGUCAACUAUUCUGCAGUAACUGACGGAGAGGUGGAACAGAACUGGGCAACGCUACAAGGCGGGGAAAUGACGAUCCAAACAACCCAGGCCUCAGAAGCCACGCAGGCGGUGGCAUCUCUGGCAGAAGCUGCAGUGGCAGCGUCACAAGAGAUGCAGCAAGGCGCGACGGUCACCAUGGCGCUCAACAGUGAAGCCGCCGCCCAUGCCGUGGCCACCCUUGCGGAAGCCACGCUCCAAGGCGGAGGGCAAAUUGUCUUGUCUGGUGAAACUGCAGCAGCCGUCGGCGCGCUCACCGGGGUUCAAGAUGCGAACGGGCUUGUCCAGAUCCCCGUGAGCAUGUACCAGACCGUGGUAACCAGCCUUGCGCAGGGGAACGGUCCCGUUCAGGUCGCCAUGGCGCCCGUGGCCGCGAGGAUAACAGACAGCACCGUAACCAUGGACGGCCAGGCGGUAGAAGUCGUGACGCUGGAGCAGUGACGGGCGGCGAAGCGGCAGGAUCAUGGCGCUGCAGCUUCCUCCUUUUCUUGUACGGCAUAAAAACAAAUUUCGACGCCUCUCCGGAGAUGCAAUCAGGUGACAUUUCGAGUCUCGCAGCUUUGGAAGCAAAAGGUUUUGUUAAGAAAAAGGAAAAAAAGGAAAAAGAAAUAGGGAGAGCCAAAGGGCGUAUGCUGGAGCCAUUAUAGCACCGCUCAGGUCUUGCCGGAGAAUGAGAAAGGCCCUACCCGGGGCAGACUGAGCGGAGACCUUCCUCUCCUACCUUGCAUGGACCAUCCUUUAUUUGGGCCGGGGCGAGAUGUGAAGGGGUUUAUGGCCCUCUCUUCUUGGGGGCGGCGGGGCUCCCCGCAGAUUUUCAUUGCCCCCCCCCCCCCAAUCCCUGCAGAGGCUCCAAGCGCCAGUUUCUCCUGCCGUCUUCGUGGUGAGAAUUAGGUGUCAUUUUAACAUGGACAUAAAUUUGAAAAGAGAGAGAGAGAGUUUGAAGAGACUAUCUGGAAAAGACUUUUUUCUUCUUCUUGAGGUGGCGUUAAAAGGAUAAGAAUCUCCUCGAGGGGACACCGGGGGCUGCGAUCCGUUGGUUCUGGAUCCCCCUCAGGUAAAGGAGGGGGCCUUCCUUCCGCGGUCCUUUGGUGGCCUGUUGGAGCAGUUCGCGCCACGCUUCCUUCGUUUUUUAUGCCCAUGCUUGAACCCCACACGCACCCCUCCACCCCUUUCCCUGUUGAUCAAUUUUUGCUUGCGUCCAAACAAAGAGGGGAUUGUGAAGGGACACGUUUGUGCAGUCCUUUCUGCACACUUUCCCUGCUUUUCCCAGAGUAGACCUACGUGGCUGAGACAUUGGCCUUGGGCUGUUGGUGGCAGGUGUGGCGAAGCCUAAACCAGGCCCUUUCCUCCAGCCCUCAGCACUGCUUAGUCCAAGGUGCCUCCUUCCCAUGGCUUCCAACUCCACAUCAGGCAUUCUUAUAUUCUCCGCCUGUGUCUGGCGCCCCUGAACAGCUGUUGCGCCUCGGAAGGAAACUGCCCAAAGCCUCAUUUUUCCCCCCAGUAAGCAGCCCAUGUGGACCACCUUGAGCCCACCACGCUUCUCAAGGCGGCCCAGCGAAGGCACAUCCACCCCGUCACAGAGGCCUCCUUGCCGGUGUCUCAUCAUUGACUGCCAACAGUCCUGUCCCAGCCUCUGUCUUGCUGCGCAUGGACUCAUGCGCCAGCAUGCACAGGCAUCAUAAAAGAAAGAUAGGAAACACGGAAGGAGCACAGCAGUCACUGUGCUCAGCAGAGAAACAGACACAAGCAACAUUGGCCCAUGGGGUGGUGGGUGAGAAGGCCAGCUGUCCCAUCCCACAGCAUAGUUGAACAGCCCUGUCCUUUCUGGAAGCUGAUUUUUUUUUAAAUUUGCCCACCUUCACCUUCUUCUGCCCCCAAAUAAGCAAAACGUUCCUUUACAGAUGGAUUCUGCCUCUUUUCUCCUGGAAUAACACACAGUAUUUAGUUUUGUUCGUAUUUUAUUUUACACGUGACGCCAUGCACCAAACCUCUCCACGUCCAUCUCGGCCUUUCAAAGCAAAGUUUCUCUUUCUUUCUUCCAUUUCCCCCCUCCCCCAGAUUUGCAUUUUUACUUGAGUUUUUAAAAUGGAAAGUCUCAACAGUUCUUUGCGUACUUUCUUUCCCCGCUGGACUUAAAUGGAGGGGAGGGAGCUCCUUCCCACAGAAACAAACCGCAGGUCUCCGAUUUAAUUUUUUAAUUUUUAAAUAUAUUUUUUAUUGUCGUUGUGAAGAUGUCAGGUGUGACUUUAAAGUCGGUGUUCCUUUUUUCGGCAACAGAAUAACGUUCUAAUAGACUGAGAAAAUUAUUCCCCUGAGACCCAAAGAAAAAACAUCCACGUUUUCACCCCAGCCCUAUAGCAGAGCAUGGAAGUACCUGUUGUUUUCCCCAAUUCUGUCUAUUGCCUCAUUCAAUAAAUUGUUACAGAUGUGUCCAUAA